This is a messenger RNA of Anopheles bellator, 2332 nucleotides long. Its product is annotated as sodium-independent sulfate anion transporter. Gene Ontology annotation, biological process: transmembrane transport. Gene Ontology annotation, molecular function: sulfate transmembrane transporter activity. The coding region runs from base 155 to 1963 and encodes 602 amino acids. NCBI's taxonomy places the organism in Eukaryota, Metazoa, Arthropoda, Insecta, Diptera, Culicidae. The transcript is spliced from 5 exons. Gene Ontology annotation, cellular component: membrane. The record is from RefSeq and is a predicted model, not a curated record.
CACAAAAACUCGGCCCGGUUGAAUGUGAAACGUAAACGUAAAUUAAACGAUGCAUUUUCGCGUUAGUUAUUGAAGGUGAAGCAAUAUGAAUCGUUCGUAACUUAGAGGGGUCGAAACUUGUCACCGGAAGUUAGCACAAACAUCGGGCAACGGUAUGGGUCUAUCGAGCAUGGAACGUAUAAUACCGGGCAGCCGAUGGCUUCGUGGCUAUACGGUGCAGUUUGCAGUGGCCGAUCUAAUCGCCGGCAUUACGGUCGGUUUGACGGUUCUUCCGCAAGGAUUAGCAUACGCCACCUUGGCUGGUUUACCUCCCCAGUAUGGGCUGUACUCGGCGUUUAUCGGAGGCUUCGUAUACGCGAUGAUAGGAAGUUGCCGCGAAGUUACGAUUGGCCCGACCGCUCUUCUUUCGCUGAUGACUAGUCGUCAUACGAGUCUCGGCACUGGUCCCGUACCGGAGUUUGCAAUCCUUCUAUGUUUCCUAUCUGGAGUUGUGGAGCUACUAAUGGCUGUCCUGCGACUGGGAGCGUUGGUAGAUCUGAUUUCGCUUCCCGUUACGGUCGGCUUUACCUCAGCAACGGCACUGAUUAUCGUUGCCUCACAAUUGAAAGCGUUACUCGGCAUUGGUGGUAAAUCGAAAUCAGAUUUUGUAAGUACCUUGCGGUACGUUAUCGAUAAAAUUAGCGACAUACGUUUGGCCGACACCAUUCUGGGCAUCGGUUCGAUUGUGGUACUGUUGGCUUUAAGGAAAUUAAAGGACAUCAAAACACCAUCUGAUGCGACGAGAGGACGAAAAAUUGUUGGCCUUGCGUGCUGGUUGAUUGCUACUUCUCGCAAUGCUCUAAUCGUGGUAGCAACAAGCUGCUUAGCGUAUUACUUCGAGCAGGGUGGCGAAAACCCAUUCAUUCUCACCGGCACCGUAAAGUCCGGCUUACCAGCCUUCCGGUUACCAUCAUUUCGUAUAAAAUUCCCUACGUCUGGAGGCCCGCUGGAGUACGGGUACAGCAACGUGCUCGCGGAACUAGGAUCUUCGAUCAUACUUGUGCCAAUCAUUGCCGUGCUCGGAAACGUAGCGAUUUCAAAGGCAUUUGGUGGAAGCGGCAUUAGUCCAACGCGCGAACUUGUGUCCCUGUCGUUGAGUAACAUAUUCGGAUCUUUCUUUGGUUCUAUGCCAGUUACGGGUUCGUUCUCGCGCAGCGCCGUUAAUCAUGCAAGCGGCGUAAAGACCCCCCUUGGUGGUAUUUACACCGGGGCACUCGUGCUUCUGGCACUCGGCGUACUCACAUCGUACUUUCAGUACAUACCGAAAGCCGCCCUGAGUGCGGUCAUCAUAUCGGCGGUCAUAUUUAUGGUUGAAUACGAAGUGGUACAGCCGCUGUGGCGUUGCAGUAAGCGUGAGUUGAUACCGGGAGCGAUCACAUUUCUGCUGAGCCUUGCCCUUGGAGUCGAGAUAGGUCUUUUAGUGGGGGUUCUGGCGGAUUUGGCGUUUGUCGUGUAUCGAACAGCUCGUCCGGUAGUGUCCGUUAAUGUUGAGAAUACGGCGUUCGGCACGCAGUAUAUUUCAAUCCGUCCGACUCAACCUUUCAUCUACUUCCCCGCCGUGGAAUGGGUGCGAAAUGUUACGUCCAAAGCGAUCAAACAACACGGAAACAUUCCCGUCGUGUUCGAUUGCCGCUUGGUAAAUGACUUCGAUUACACUGCCGCCACGGGGUUGCAAAUGCUGCGCAAAGAGUUGGAAAAGAAACAGAUACCGCUCAUCGUGUACGGUUCGUCGAGUGAGGUGCACAAACUUUUGCAGGAAACGCUGAAGAGCAGUCUGUUAGAGGUGGCGAAUGAUGAAGAACUGCAGAAAGUGUUGCACGAUCUAUCCACCGAGGAAGGUAAGCAUGAGUUGCGUGAAGUUGGGAUACCGCUCCUUCCGGUCGAACGCCAAUCCGCACCUGUAGCCACGGUCGAUGAAUCAUGAGCCCUUCCUGUAAUGUGUGCCUUCAGUUAUCGUUUGUACUGCCCUUAAGUAUUAACCCAUCUUUAUCCUUACACCAUAAGCAAAGCACCAUUUAGCAUGAUAAGCACAUAAUAAUUUGUUUCUACCGGUAGAAUGUGUUUCGUUCCUUUCUGUACAUCUUUCCUCAUGUCGAUCAUUCCAGGUGUCUGAUCGAAAGGAGCGCAUUGCUAGCCGCACUCCGGUGCGUUGCGCGCAGUAGAAAAUUGUGCCUCGAAUAUACAGAUCUCUAUUGGCUACUGAUUAUUGAAUUUAUCGUUGAACUACACCAUUUAUUACCAUUACCAGUACUAAUACUGAAACAACCAUUACGAGCUGUUUUCCUGCGAAAUA